Messenger RNA from Prunus mume (Japanese apricot), 996 nucleotides. The record is from RefSeq and is a predicted model, not a curated record. Lineage: Eukaryota; Viridiplantae; Streptophyta; Magnoliopsida; Rosales; Rosaceae.
AUGGCACUUUACUAUAUUGUUAUUAUACUUCUUCCUCCAGAAAUAUGCUUGCAUUGUGUACUCUUUCCAAGCUCAUCAAUUAGGUUGUGUGUGUUACUGGUGUCAGCUGUUACAGACCAAGCUGGAAUGCAAGAUCUUGGAGCAAAUGGUGGUGAUUUUGAUGACGAUGAAGGUGGUGGCUUGAGUGUGGAAGAAAUAAAGUCCAAACCUGAAGAAGCCUUUGGAUUGCCCAAUUGUUGUGGAGCCAUAGAUGGUACACACAUCAUUCUGAGUCUUCCUACCGUUCAAACAUCAGACGAUUGGUGUGACCUGGAGGACAACUACAGCAUGCUCUUGCAGGGAAUUGUUGACCAUGAGAUGAGGUUUCUUGACAUUGUAACUGGUUGGCCUGGGGGCAUGACGGUGUCUAGACUUUUAAAGUGUUCAGGAUUUUUCAAGCUCUGUGAAGGUGGACAGCGUUUGAAUGAAAAUGUUAGAACUUUAUCUGGAGGAGUAGAGAUUAGAGAAUACUUAGUUGGCGGGGUUGGCUAUCCUCUGCUUCCCUGGCUCAUAACUCCUUAUGAAAGCAAUGGCCUCCCCGCUUACAUUUCCGCUUUCAAUGCCGUGCAUGGGGCUGCAAGGUCACUUGCAGUAAAGGCAUUCACGCAGUUAAAGGGCACUUGGAGAAUCCUUAACAAGGUUAUGUGGAGACCCGAUAAGCGGAAACUUCCGAGCAUCAUCUUGGUAUGUUGUUUACUUCACAAUAAAAUUGACAGUAGAGAUAUAUUACAACCAGAUGUUGCUUUUUCUGGUCAUCAUGACUCGGGAUAUGGGGAACAAUGCUGUAGGAAAGUUGAUCCGUUGGGGAGGACUAUGAGGGAUAUCCUAGUGAAACACUUGUUGCACAGCAAGCAGACCGCUGCACCAAAGUGAUUCUUGUUCUGCCAGUCUGGUUUAAAUGAGUUGGAAGUUUGGAACGGUUUCAAUCUGUAAAAUUAUUUGCUUCGGCAAUUUCAC